CGAUGUUUGGUAGGUCUGAGAUACCGGAAAUCUAGUCCAGAUUUGAUACAUCCAAGUGUAGCUUUUUUUGAUCUAGACCUAGUCAAGUGUGUUCUAGAUAUUUAAAAUGAAAAACAGUGGAAUCGCCCUUACUUGCUCUCAUAAAAUGAAAUAAAGUUUUCACAAAUUUGAACCUCGGCUUCAGACAGGUUUUUAACUACAAUGUCGAAACCCCUUUCACGGCAGUAAGAGGCGCAGUAGACGGAGAACCGGUUGCUCAGUUUUACUCAAGUUUCCGUUAACUUUCAUCGUUUAGCGACGCAAGUGCUAAACCCCAUCUAACUGUCGACAGGUAGAAAUGACUGUGCACAGUCGUCGCUUUGACGUCUUGGCGGUGUGUGCACGACACCGGUAGCCGCUCGAUUAUCAAAUUUAAAGUAACAGACAGCCGGAGGGGGGGAAGGCGGGAAGGAGGGAAGGAGGUGCCCUCAGUGGAGCGCUAAGCUAACAGGCUAACACGCGGCCAGGGAAAGGUUUGUGAAUCUGGGCCUUCAGCCUUCAUCCGAUCACAAAAACCCAACCCAAAACCCAAAAAAUAGACGCUGCCCCCAGUCCCAUGCCCUCGGCGCGGAUGGGAAAUAGCUAGCCGGUGGAGCCGAAGCGGUAACCAGCCAGCAGCCCUGUUAAACAUGGAGGAUGAGGAGGUUGCAGAGAGCUGGGAAGAGGCAGCGGACAGCGGGGAAAUAGAGAGAAGGCUUGAGGCUAAACUGAAAAUAAAUCAGGAGGCAAAGAAAUCCAGUUUUGGUUCAGGUGUUUCACCUGUGCAAACUGCUAUGGUAAUCCAGGAUGACUCUCUACCAGCCGCACCCCCACCACAAAUUCGAAUUUUAAAGCGUCCUUCAAAUAACGGUACCACAGGAAACCCUGCAUCCUCGUCUCGUCCCUCUCAGCAGAUGAAAUCACUGGCCCAGAGGGAGGCAGAGUAUGCAGAAGCAAGGAGAAGGAUUUUGGGUAGUGCUUCUUCCGAUGAAACGCCUCAGGACAAUCCCUGCCAGGACAGGACAAUUCGUGUGAACCAACCAUCAGAACCAGUUCGUCCAAACAAUCAUGUGAUCCGUCAGCCCACAGGCCCAGAUGGCACCACAGGCUUUCGACUCUGCAGAUAAAGUGGGGCUGCCUGCUGCAAGGAAACCAGCUGUCUCCCUGAGAGGCCAUGAAGGGUGGCAGUUAAAGGGGUUGUGUGUGGUAUGAGGAGCAGAGUGGUGGGAUGAAAUAAAAUUUGACAGACAUUAGAAAUAUGAAGACGUAGCACGGAUUGUGACGAACUUCUCCACCCUCUCUCUACUCUGCUUACUGGCAUGGUCUUUGCCUUUCGCCUUGUCUUUUCCCUCUGUGGAACGUUGCAAGGGGCUGGCAGAUAACAGCCAAAGAUCUGAAACCCUUUCUGUUCCACACUGUGAACAGGCUUUUGCCUCACCUCCCUACACACUGUGAUACUAUGAUGUACGGUGAGGUGCCCUAUGAUUUUAAGUCUGAUUGGCCGACCGAGCGCCAGGGCAUCAGGUAUCUGUCUCUUCAGGGAGAUUAAAGAGAGCUUGUGAAUCUGUGGGAAUUCCCAGGAGACGGGUGAACGAACGAGCUGGCCUUUCCACUGAUGGACCGUGGAUCAUGGCUGGGUGUCCACCGGGAAACUGGCCUCAGUUCGUUGGGUUCAGUGGAAAUUAAGUGCUUGACAGUGCCGAGAUUUUACAGUGUGUUCAGCAGCUUGAGUGCAAGGUGAUAGAAAGUGAUUCAGCCCUUUGAGUAGAAGUGCCCCGUGCUCAAAAGUGUGUUUUAAUACUGUAGUGGCCCAGACCAGCACUGUCCACAGUCCACAGGCCUCUGUUUGGCAGUGGUGGUUAUUAAAGAAAUGCCCGGUGGGGACACAGCUUGUGGCCAAAGAUUUUAGUGCAGAGGGACAGAGUGUCGCUAAAUCUGAGUUUAUUCAAGCAAUAAUAAUGAAAUUAUUCCCUGGAUUUUAUUUUAUUUUUUUUUUUUUUGGACUAAUUACCUGUACUGCGUUUUUGUGUUGAACAGUUGACAUUUUUUUUCAUGUUUGUGUUUUGUUUUUUUUUUCCUUGUUUUUCUGAGACAUAGUAUGUUUAAGUCUGGAGAUCAGUAGUGUGGAACAGAAUAGAUUAUGUAGUCUGCAUAGGAAACUUUACUGGUAGUGUCAUAUUAAAGUUCAUCAAAUUGGAAAAAGUCGGACCUAUCUAUUAAUUGAAAAUCUGAAGCAAUCAAGCACCAGUGUCCCUGUUUGUGUUGUGUAACUUCUUCUAAUUGGCAUAGCUAGAUUGGAACUUCUCUUAUAGCCAAAUGCAAUUCAUCUGUCUAGCAAAGAGGACUUUGGUCUGUUUUUGCACCGGUUGCAGUAUGUUGACUGAUUAUGUGCUAUUAAAGUGAUGGUUUUUAAUUGUUCAGAAAUAACAGUUUAUGCCCAGUGUGGAGGAGGGAAUAAUCACAUGCUUCCUUUUGGCAAAUAUUCUGUCAGGGUCAGGGGUAUGUUUGAUUUUAACUCUGAAAAUGAUGUAAAAAUAGAAAUCUCACCUUUUAAUCAGUGUCCUUUAAAAUGAAGCCAGAUUCAACUGCCAGGUUUUGAUGAGUCUUCUGUGGUGUGUCUGUGUGUGUUGUUGUUUUUUUUUUCCCCCCUCCCCUCUCCACACUAGGGUUUUACAGCAUUGUCUGCUUGAUUUGCAAGCAACUGAAGAUAAGUUUGCAAACCAUGAAAUCAAUCAUGUAAUCAAAUACUGACUAGCCACUCGUAGUGACCGAGUUAUAGAGAGCUUCACAAUAAAUGACCCUGCAGCAAAUGUUGAACCUUUUGACACUUUGCCUUAAAAAACAAUUAUUCCUGGUUACACUCUAAAGUGGGUAGUGCUGGUUUAUCUUGCAUUUGGUGCACAUGUAAAUUGAUUGGAAAUAUUCAAUAGGAUUGAAACUAUGAUUAACAGUUAAUUAAACAUCUUGCUUCUACACAGCAGGGAGACAAUGUGCCAUAGAGCAAACUCAUCAAUAUGGCUACAUCUGCUGCAUUUGUUCCACCUAUUCAACCUCACUACCUGCCAAAGAGUGAGAAACUUAAGGUCAGAGGAGUGCAUCAUUUGCUAAUGAUUUCUGUGAAUUUAAGUUGCAGUAGAACUGAAGUUUUUUUUGCUGUUUGAGGACGGAAAGCUACGAAGUUGUCUGCAGUUCUAAUAUCUCAGUAUUUUUGUUUCAUGAGAUAAUACACACUAUUAGGAGGAGUGACAUGCAAGGUUGUAACAUCAUUGAUAUAUAUUCAUGCUCUAAAUACACUGCUCCCAGGGAUGGGAUUCAGUUAUUAAAAUGCAAGGGAUUAGUAAUCAUUUUAAAUUGAUAAUUAAAAGCAAAUAACAAUUGGGUACUUGUUUGAUUUACCCUUGAUGCUUAGUUUAAGUCAUUCACAGCCACCUGUUGUGUUUAAGGCUGAUUUGAUGUCAUUGUUAUUUUGAAAACUUGAAAAACACAGAUGAAAUUUGAAUACCCUUUAAUAAACACACUUCAAAAAUG
Xiphias gladius (swordfish) is the source of this 3546-nucleotide messenger RNA. Its product is annotated as SUZ domain-containing protein 1-like. Lineage: Eukaryota; Metazoa; Chordata; Actinopteri; Istiophoriformes; Xiphiidae. The coding region runs from base 669 to 1145 and encodes 158 amino acids. The transcript has 4 exons. The record is from RefSeq and is a predicted model, not a curated record.